AUGGAGAUCGAGCUCGCUUAUGGUGAAUCUCGCGGAUACUGGAAACAUUAUUCACCCGGGAAGUGGUUCAAACAAGCGAAAGCCGUUGGCAAGAUCAACAACGUAAAAGCUACUCUGUUAUUUGAUUCUGGUGCUGAAGUGUCGAUCAUUGACACCACCUUUGCUCGUGAGGUCGGUUGCAAUAUUGACGAAAGUCAACGACAAGAAUGUAUCGGGAUUGGAGAAACUCCGUACAUGACGGUAGGACGUACCAAGAUCAAGGUGACCCUCGCGGGAUCGCUGGUAUACUAUUUCAAUGUAUGGGUAGGCGAUCUGGCAGGGCAAGAAGCGAUUCUGGGUAUGGAUUUUAUGGUGCCUGCUGGAGUGCGGCUCGAUCUAGCGGAUGGCGCGCUAUGUCUACCAGAAGAAAUCCGCAUUCAUCUCGCAGGACGUCGCCCCGCGUACGGAUCGAAGAUACAACAUAUAACGGCGAAGGACCAACACGUGGUGAUCCCGGUCGGAGAGUCAAGGGAAGUGAUGAUCGGGAUCGGAGGGGCUAAGAUGAAGUUGUGGAUGACCAACAUUGGCGACCGUGAGAUCAUACUGCCCACCCACACUAUAUUAGGCAUGUGGGUCGAAGGCAAUAUGGUACCGCGAACCCAAGGUUUGGUGACAGUCGGGUCGGGGAAGUACAAGGAAUGGCAAAUUCUGGCAUAUGAGACUACGACGGAUCGAGUGAACGAACUCCCGAAAGAACCGAUCGGACCAUUGGUAGAUCGUCCUACGUAUGCCGCUCCCAAACGCAUCUUGAAACGUCCGUCUGAUGCGUUACAGAACCUGUCUCCGGCGAUCUCCACGGUAACGCCGCAAGCUAACGAUGACGAUUCGCAAAAGGCAGAUGCUGUAGUUUCGAGGGAAGUAACGGUCAGGGGAGCCGAACUAUCGCGGAUGGAGAACGGUCAUGAGAUCGGUACCCAACAUGCAACGAAGGGAGACCGCGACACCGGGCAAGAAGGGCUACGUGACAGAUCGUCUCUACCGAAGGCUGAGCCGACUGACCGACUGUUGAAAUUGGGCCAGCCGGAAGAGACGAAGGAGCCUAAAGAAGAAAUAAUGCUAAAUACUGAAGACGUCGAGAUUGCAGAAAUACCAGUUUAUCACCACGAGAACGGAGAUUUGUUUGCGGAAGAUAUCGAGCAGCAUAUGGCCGUGCUACCAGAGAUGUCGGCGACUACGGAAGAAGUUACGAUUGAGGACAUUCAGAUCGGUGAUCCCGAUGUGCCUCUCACCACAGAUCAACAACGGCUCAGAUCGCUGAUCUGGAAGAGCCGUCACCUCCUCAUGGGUAAAGGUAAUGCUCUACCACCAGCAGCACGAGGCGCGAUCUGUGAUAUUGAUGUUGGUGGGGCAGCACCGAUAGCGCAAAGAGUGCGUCCGGUCGCACCCAAAUAUCGGGAGAAGCUGUCAGAUCUCAUCAAAGGACUAUUAGCAGCCAAAAUCGUUCAGCCAUCCACGUCACCUUGGGCGUCUCCGAUAGUGGUGAUCAUCAAGAAGAACGGAGUGGAUAUUCGCCUUUGCAUUGAUUAUCGAAGAGUGAACCAGCUGACGCGUCUGAUGGUUUAUCCCAUGCCGUUGAUCAGCGAUCUGUUGGAAGAUCUGGAUAAAGCUCUAUGGUACUGUUCGCUAGACAUGGCUAGUGGAUUUUGGGUCGUCGAAAUGACUGAACGAGCAAAACUGAUCUCAGCGUUUGUCACACCGUUUGGCUUGUUCGAGUGGCUGCGAAUGCCUUUUGGGCUUAAGAACGCGCCCCAGAUCUACCAACGUCUGGUGGACAAUGCGUUGUAUGGAUAUCUCAAGAUCGGCCAGAGAUCAGCUUCUGAUGGCCCGAUCGACGUGUUCAAAGAUGGAGAACCUGAGACAGAUCGACGACCGUCUAUACUGGGACGCCGAUCUUACAUUGACGAUAUUCUCAUACCAGCCACGUCAUGGGGAUCUUUGUACACAAAAGUAGAACGGUUGCUGGAGGCAUGUGAUAAGUGGAAUCUGUCUAUCAGCCUCACGAAGAGCUUUUGGGGGUGCCGUAAGGUCGAUUAUUUGGGACAUCGAGUGUCGAUGGAUGGUCUGGAGGCUCAGCCCAAGAAUCUAGAGUCGUUGGUUAACAUCCCGUUUCCUAGCACGCUACGAGCUAUUCAAUCCUUUCUCGGGAGCUUGAACUACUACCGUCGCUUCAUUGAGGAUUUCGCGGUGUAUGCCGCGGUGUUGUAUGAGUUAAGAGAAUCGGAUUUCUUCGAGAUCGCUGAUCUCAGCUUGCAGCAGGAGAUGAAUGCUCCAACGAGGGUCGAUGGACGGAAGCCAAAGUUGCUUUCACUAUGCUAA
Peronospora matthiolae is the source of this 2355-nucleotide messenger RNA. The record is from the annotation of a GenBank genome assembly. NCBI's taxonomy places the organism in Eukaryota, Oomycota, Peronosporomycetes, Peronosporales, Peronosporaceae.